Messenger RNA from Papaver somniferum (opium poppy), 2764 nucleotides. RefSeq names its product cell cycle checkpoint protein RAD17-like. The record is from RefSeq and is a predicted model, not a curated record. Gene Ontology annotation, biological process: DNA damage checkpoint signaling; mitotic DNA replication checkpoint signaling; DNA repair. The transcript has 12 exons. Lineage: Eukaryota; Viridiplantae; Streptophyta; Magnoliopsida; Ranunculales; Papaveraceae. Gene Ontology annotation, molecular function: chromatin binding. Bases 305 to 2206 code for a protein of 633 amino acids.
UUGGCUUCUUAUGUACACCUCCACUUCAACGACAUAAAUGCUCCUUCGAGUCUUCGACACUAGUUUCUCAAAAGCGCGCGCAAUUUUUUUUCCCCUCGUAUAGAUUGAAGAUCUCGCUUCCCAAGUUUCCCUCUUUUUAUUUGCUUUGGGGGUCUCUCUUUACUUGACAGGAUUCGAUCGAUGAUUUUAAUUUCUGUUACUCGUCACAGUGCUAAUACUACUAAGCAAAACCAGGUUCUGAAGUUAUCUGGUGGUUUUCAUUGAAAUUCUUAUCUAGGGUUUCUAUUUUUACUGGAUUUUUUUGAUGGGGAAAAGAAAUGUAAUCUUGCUAUCUUCUUCAUCUGAUAAUGAAGAUGAUCAUUUAAGCUCACGGGUUUGCACCAAGCCUACUACUAGGUCAAAAUCGAAAAAACAAAUUUCCGUAUCAGCACCUCAAAAGCUAGCAAAUGGCAAUAGAAAGACUUCAUGUUCUGGUGGUGGCUCAAAGACGAAGAGGUCUCGUCGCUCUCUCUCUUCUACAACUAAGGAGCUUUUCCCUUCUCAUACAUCAUUAAUAGGAGAGUUCAAUUUUGAUGCAUUUUCUGAUGGUUUUUAUGAAGACUUUCAAGGUCUGGUAGAGGUGCCUAAUGGUUCUCAAAAGAGUAACAAAAAGGAGCUAUGGGUCGACAAAUACAAACCUCAAUCAUUGCAAGAGCUUGCGAUACACAAGAAAAAGGUUGAAGAAGUCAAAAUGUGGUUAGAGGAAAGAUUGAGAACCUCAAAGGAUGGGUUUCACAGCCAUGCUCUUGUUAUCACUGGACAAGCUGGAGUCGGGAAAUCGGCGACGGUCCGUGCAAUUGCAUCUCAUCUUGGAGUCAACUUAUGUGAAUGGGAAACCCCUACACCCACACUUUGGCAAGAACAUAUCCACAACUCCAAUUUAGGAGUAAGUUACAUGUCGAAGUUGAACGAGUUUGAGACUUUCGUUGAGAGGAUUAGAAAAUAUUCAAUGAUUCCACCAUCCAGUUCUGGAGGAACUGAAAAUCCAUACGUACUCUUAAUUGAUGAUCUUCCUCUGGCAAACGGAAAGGCUGCUCAUGGGAAACUUUGCAAGUGUUUGCAUGCCCUUGCUCGAUCAACUAAGAUUCCGACGAUUAUAUUGAUCACCGAGUACAAUAAGGUUGACACUGCUGAUAAUACAUCACAUUACUGGAAAGAUCUUCAAUCUUGUCUUGAGAGUGCUGGGGCGUGUAAGGUGGCCUUUAAUCCUGUUGCUACAAAUUCCAUUAAGGUGGCUCUUUCUAGAAUAUGCAAAGAAGAGCAGUGCAGUGCUACUGCUGAUCAGAUAGCUCUGAUAGCAAAGGCCAGUGGAGGUGAUAUCAGGCAUGCAGUUACGUCCUUACAGUACUUUUGUUUGAGACAAAGACAGAUGCCUUCCUUACUUAAACUCUCUUCCACUCAUUCAAAAGAGAAGUUACUGGACAUUACUCCAAUGGGUGGUGCACUUUCAUUUGGCAGAGACGAAACACUUUCUCUAUUUCAUGCGUUGGGGAAGUUCCUCCACAACAAAAGGGAGUCUUUAUGUGCAUCUGGCUUGGGGGCUGAUGAGUUUCAGUUACGGGAAAGGUUUGUUAGAUUACCGUUACAAAUGGGUGAUCCCGAGAAUGUUCUUUCUAAAGCACAUGGUCAAGCGAGACCAAUUGCAGAUUUUCUACAUGAAAAUGUUCUAGAUUUCAUAAGUGAUGAAGCAAUAGAAGAUGCCUGCACAGUAACUUCCUAUUUGAGUGACGUUGACUGCCUUCUUGCUACUUCUCAUGGGUUUGCAGGGACCCACACAAUGACUGGACAACAUGAGCUGGAGAAGAUUGGCCAAUUAGCUGCUGCUUCGGUUUCUGUCAGAGGGGUGCUUUUUGGGAAUUCACAUCCCGCUCCUUCCAGGUGGCAUUCCAUCCGCAGUCCAAAAAUUUGGCAGGUAGAGCAGUCAUCGAGACGAAAUAAGGAUGAAAUGCUAAGGCAAAGAAUAGAAGCUUCUGAAAGUGCAAGUGCAUCCGACGUAUCAAUCAUAGCAACUGAGUACAGACCCAUCUUGAAGUGGCUCGGAUACAGAAUAUCAGAAGUUCAUAGGAGAAGCAACGUGGUUAUGGAAGAAAACUCCGAUGGGGACAUAAUUUUGGAUGAUAUAAAUGGUGGGACUUCAUCAGAUAUUGACGAAAUUGAAGAUUGGUGAGAGCACAAGCAAUUUUUCACGUUGCAGGAAUGGUGACUACAGGUUCUGAAAUUUUGUGAAGAGUGAUGCCAGAUUUCAUUCAAUACCCUUGAUUUUGUACAUAAUGGCUGGGUGAUUCCCGAUAAAGCAAAUCCCAUGUCGGGAUCCCCUGUUCCUCAAAGUACCCCUGAUUGCUGUUCUCGUGAACUCUGGAUUAACUUGUUGCUACCCCUAUGAAAUUUGGAGAGGGUAAAGAAGAAGGUAACUGUAAUGGUAUAUAAGCAAUGAAAUUCUUGUUCAUCCAGAAAAAGGGUGACCCUUAAGUUUGUUUUAUUUAUUUAUUUUCAUUUUUUUAGUUACUGUAAAUAUCAAUAUAAGUAGGAAAAGUAGAUGCCAUUAAGAUCUUCCCUUCUUUGUUAUGUGGUCGUUGGUCGGUGUAAUGGUUCAUUCUGGGUUGUAGAUGUCAUUAACAGUGCCCAAUUGAACUUGAACAUCCCUCAGGCAGUUCAAAUAAAGAUCAGCCUAGCAUCAGCGCGAGAAGUCUAAAAUGUAACAUUUCCUAGGGCUGGUUCUAGGCUG